GUUAUUGAGGUUUUCUCUCGCCCACGCUCGUUAAAAUGUGUCUACGUCAGUAGUGAGUAGGGGAUCACGCGACUUAGCAAGCAGGCUCUCUCCUUUUUCUUGUCGCUUCCUUCUUUCUUUCUCAAUUUUAUCUUCUGUGACAAAGAACAGAAAAGGAGGGAGGCUAGCACUCCAUAGACUAGCAUGCAUGCAGAAAAAAAAAUGCAGAAAACAUUUGCUCAAAUCACAAAUGGAAAUGAUCGUUGAUGAAAAAGGCUGAAGGUGAGCAGCUACGCCCCCUUUAUUUGCAAUCAAGCCCAUCAACAAAGAUGCUGGUGCCCAUUUUCACGCUCAAACUGAACCAGAAGAUUUUCCCCAGACUGGUGACGGUCGGACAUUACGAUGGCAAGCAUCCAUCGCUAACUGCAGCUACAAAUGGUGGAAAGGUUUUCAUACACACACCUCACCAUCGUAUGUCCAGCCCCUCCCCCUCAACCAUAUCCACUGCACGUCUCUCAGUCUCAUCCUCAGACUCUGACAUCACUCUGCUGAGCAUCGGACAACAUGUCACAUCAUUGGCAGCGGGGAAACUGGAUCCGGAACUGGACCAGGACGUGUUGGUGGUGGGUACCCAAACCAACGUACUGGCAUAUGAUGUGGAGCAAAACUCUGAGCUGUUCUAUAAGGAGCUGCCUGACGGAGCUAAUACCAUACUGAUAGGGCAGCUGGCGGACAUGAGUAAGCCCCUGGCCUUUGUUGGGGGUAAUUGUGCAAUCACAGGACUGGACCAUGAGGGACAAGACUCGUUCUGGACAGUAACCGGGGACAAUGUGUGCUCGCUGGCCCUGGCAGACUUUAACUCUGAUGGGAGGAAUGAGCUGCUGGUAGGCUCUGAGGACUAUGACAUCAGGGUGUUCCAGGGCGAUGAACUGUACGCAGAGAUUAAUGAGGCGGAGGCAGUGGUGGCACUGUGUCCCCUGCAGGGAGACAAGUUCAGUUACGCCCUUGCCAAUGGAAUAGUGGGCGUGUACAGCGGACAAGAAAGAUUCUGGAGGAUCAAAUCGAAGCACCAGCCGAUAUGUAUGGCAGGGUUUGACAUGAACGAGGACGGAGUGCCUGAGGUGAUAACAGGAUGGUCGAGUGGGAAGGUGGACGUUCGUAGCAGUCAAACCGGUAAUGUCAUUUACAAGGACACCUUCUCCUCCACCGUGGCCGGUAUUGUGCAAGCUGACUACCGAUUGGACGGCAAAGAGGAGUUGAUCUGUUGCUCUGUGGAAGGAGAGGUCAGAGGUUAUCUGCCUGCCAGUAUGGGGAUGGUCUCCCAGCAACACAGCUUGUCAUUAGGGCCGGAGAGCAAGGCACUGCAGGAGCUCACAAAGAGAAGACAGAACUUAACGAUAGAGCUAAAGAAUUUUGAAAUCAACGAAAAGUGUAGAUACCGUGAUGUGCGUACAUUCCUAGCUUUCUAUAGACGUAGAUGUGGUCACCUGGCUGCAAGUCUUCACGCUGGACCGCAUGGCUGCUGCUUGUGCUCCAUCCUGGUACAAGUGCAAAGAGUGCAAGUCAGCACUCAAGAAAGAGGGUUAAAGAAUCAAACUCCCAAUUUGAGAGAAUGGACAUCUCUCAUGAAUGACUUGCCGAUUCACUGGGUGACUACAGAGUGGGAGAGGAGUACUUUAUGCACGUUUACAAUUAGAACAGCGACUCCAUGCAGUGGUCGAAGGAGGACAAGAGAAAGUUGAAUCACUCUAUCCGGAAGUCAGUGAAACACUUGUCAAUUGUUCAGUAUCCAUCAGGUUUGUCAAUUGCAAGCACACGCACACAAAAUGUGCACAGUGCAUGCAUGGCAGGGAUCAAAGAGUGUUUACUACUAAUUCUAAAUUAGAAUCUAAUCAAUACGUGUUCAUAGUACAAGCUACUGUAUGGAUAUCUGCGUGUGUGUAUUGUUAUUGUACAACCUCGUGCAGUUGUAUGUAUUCCCCGCACCUAGUAACCGUUCCGGAGAUGCCUACAGGAGACACGAGCAAGCCAAAAAGAGGGAAUACGGACAAAGGGUCAGAGAAAUCGAGCGGGGAGUCUUCACACCCUUAGUCCUCUCAACCUGGGGAGGAAUGGGCAAAGAAGCAGCAACCUUCUACAAGAGGCUCGCUGAUUUGUUAGCCUCGAAAAGACAAAAUCCCUACCCAGCUGUAAUGGGAUGGCUUUAGAUGCAGGCUAUCUUUUGCAUCAAUUCGCUCUGCAAUAAUGUGCAUUCGAGGAAACCGCUCAUCGUUGCAUAGACCUGUUUACAUGGACAAUAUCAACCUUGUAUCUCAGGAGGGGCGCGUCCCCCCCCUGAAUACAUAAUU
Halichondria panicea is the source of this 2327-nucleotide messenger RNA. RefSeq names its product Bardet-Biedl syndrome 2 protein homolog. Gene Ontology annotation, biological process: non-motile cilium assembly. Gene Ontology annotation, cellular component: ciliary basal body; membrane; BBSome. Lineage: Eukaryota; Metazoa; Porifera; Demospongiae; Suberitida; Halichondriidae. The transcript has 10 exons. Bases 246 to 1721 code for a protein of 491 amino acids. The record is from RefSeq and is a predicted model, not a curated record.